Molecule: messenger RNA, 3267 nt
Organism: Myripristis murdjan (pinecone soldierfish)
Lineage: Eukaryota; Metazoa; Chordata; Actinopteri; Holocentriformes; Holocentridae
Gene: cdc7
Product: cell division cycle 7 homolog (S. cerevisiae)
Exons: 12
Coding region: 236-2131 (631 amino acids)
Biological process (GO): protein phosphorylation; mitotic DNA damage checkpoint signaling
Cellular component (GO): nucleus
Molecular function (GO): protein serine/threonine kinase activity; ATP binding
Source: RefSeq, a predicted model, not a curated record
UUUGUUGUUGGCGGAAAAGCCUCACACAAGGAAGGAGAGGGCUACUCAACUUCAGUAGUGAAGUUAGUUCGUUUUCGUUGAGCUUUAUCGUUAACUCAUUUGUGAGUUGUGUCGUCGACAUAGGGUCGCCUUCUGGUCCUGGGGCUCUUAACGAAAUGAACACAUAAAAGAGAAACUCUACGACUGAAGAAAGCGGUGAAUUUCUUUACGUUCAACAACCUGCUCCACUCUCAAGAUGGAGCUGUCUCCUGACUGCAGUGACAGCAUCAGCACAGAGGGAUGCAUCAUUAAAUCUGACAGAAGUCACAGGAGAAGCAAAAUACCCAAGGAUGUGGAGAUGGACAUUGAGUACCUCUAUAAAGCUGUUCCUCAGCUCACCGAGUUUUUCCACAUCAUAGACAAAAUUGGAGAGGGUACAUUCAGCUCAGUGUACCUGGGUGAGGCUCAUAUGCAGGACGGGAGGAGAGAGAGGUUUGCUCUGAAGCACCUAAUCCCAACCAGCCAUCCCAUACGCAUUGCUGCUGAGCUCCAAUGUCUCACUGUGGCUGGCGGCAGAGAGAAUGUGAUGGGUGUGACUUACUGCUUCAGAAAGGAAGAUCAUGUAGUGAUUGUUAUGCCCUAUAUGGAGCAUCAGGCCAUUGUGGACAUCAUUGGGUCACUGAGCUUUGAGGAGGUGCGUCAGUACAUCUUCCACCUGCUGAAGGCCUUGAGUCACAUCCACCAGUUUGGAAUUAUUCACCGGGACAUCAAACCCAACAACUUCCUCUACGACCGGCACAACAAAACGUAUGCCUUGGUGGAUUUUGGUCUGGCACAGGGGACGGCCGACACCCAGAUCGAGCUGCUGAAGGUGGUGAAGCAGAAGGCCUCUCACAAAGGUGGAGGGUCCACAGGGAAGCAAGACCCAACACUGGGAAACAAAGCACCACAAAAACUCCUAACCUCCACCACAGCCCCCACUUCAAAACCUGCGCCUUCACGGCACAACACAGCCCCACCUCCCUCCUCCUCUUCCUCCACCACCACAUCCUCCUCAGCCUCUGGGAAACCACUGGUUAAGAGAGCCUCGUCUGUCUCUGCCACAGUCAACACCUCCACCUCUCGCACUAAGUACACAAAGGAGUUGGCAGGGCUACGCAAAGCGCCACGGCCGGUGUUUGGAGAGAGGAACCUCAAUAGCUGUUCUCCAGCACCCUCAGCCACAGAACCAGCUGCCACCAAGAUCGAUCUGGUAAAGCCCAGUAAAGUGGAGGACCCAACCAACCGAAGGUACAUCUCAGCCAGCCGACGCCCCCUGCCUGCCAAGACCCAGGGCAGCAGCCAGAAACAACAGCGGGCUGUCAACUUGAGCCUCACCUGUAACUGCUACCUGACCGACCGCGUCUGCAACAUCUGCAUGUCCAGGAAGCAGCAGGUCGCUCCCAGGGCAGGAACUCCAGGCUUCAGAGCACCAGAAGUCCUCACCAAGUGCCCCAACCAGGGGACAGCAAUUGAUGUGUGGUCGGCCGGAGUGAUCCUGCUCUCGCUGCUCAGUGGUCGUUACCCGUUCUUCAAAGCCAGCGAUGACCUGAUCGCUCUCACACAGAUCAUGACCAUACGAGGCUCCAGAGAGACCGUCCAGGCUGCAAAGGCAUUCGGUAAGGCAGUGGUGUGCAGUCGGGAGCUGCCUCGCCAGGACCUCAGGACGCUGUGUGAGACGCUGAGAGGGCGGAGGCCAUCACCGGAUGAUGAGGUCACACCUCUGCCCCAAGCCAACCAAGACUCUGCUGCCUCUCAGUGCCACAGAAUCCAAGACAACACGCCUAGACAACUUCCCCCUGAAGGAAGUUUGGAACAGCACCAACCCAAGGAUGAAGCCCGUGAUCCUGCAGGACCCUCCAAAAACAGUCCGGGCCACCCCAGGAACGGAGAAACCUCCACCCACCCAACUGUGAAGGCCUCAAAGCCAGAGAAUCUCAUCAGUGUGGGGGCAAAGACGGAGCGUGAGGUGUGUGAAGAUGAGAGGGGCUGGGAUCGAGUGCCUGAUGAGGCGUACGACUUGCUGGACAGAGUGCUGGACCUGAACCCCGCCACUAGGAUUACAGCUUCUCAGGCUCUGCAGCACCCACUGUUCAAAGACUUGAAGCGCUGAAUGGGACUGAACCAGAGGCCUUCACUCACUGUCACAGAGCUGUUGGGAGAAAAAAAUGGUGUUUUACCUUAACUUCCCCUUAAAAUGUCUAAUUGGUCAAAGUCCAGGUCAGAGCAGAAUAAAUCCAUCUCAUCCAUGAAAAUGAGAAUGAAUUCCUCUGCUGCACCAAGCGGAGCGAAGCAGGAUCAUCUGUGUUUGGAGAAAUGAUUUGAAAAGGGAAGGGACAGAUUUCUUUUUUGUGUCUGGAAAACAGCAGUUUGCCUUCCCAUCAUCCCCCCUUGUUAAAUGUUUCACAUUUAUUUUAAUAUUAUUAUCCCACAAAAACACAUCUCAGUAGUUUACAAUACAGGGCCCACAGUUAAGACUUCAUAAGAUUAUUUUCAUGGCAGCUUUGAUAUAAUAGAGAGGCAGCUAGCAAGUACUUUCAUUAUCACUUACUCUAUCGACUACCUUUUUGAUUAAUAGGUCGUUUAGUCUGUGAGAUAUAAAAAUGACAAAUAUAUGAAAUGGAGAAAAACAAGCCAGUCUCAUUAUUUGUGAACAUUAAGUAUUUUUGCUUGAUAAAUGGCAAUCAAUUAUCUAAAUGAUAAGAUUAGUUUUACAUCACUCCAAUAACUGAAAAUCAGAUGAUCAUUUAAACUAAUCCUGGUUUGUGGAAUACCCUCCUGGUGUGUUAAACAGGUAGGCAAGAAGAUGAAAAUCCUUGACUGUAUCACCAGAAAAGCCUUAUAACUCUUUUACUAACAAAACUCUAUGGCCCUCAGACCUGCUGAGGGCAGCUGUGAUUCAGUUCAAAUUGGGAAUUGCUUUUGUUUCUGUCUAAAGCCGUCAGCACAGCUUAGUAAGCUUUUUAGUCAAAUGAAGCGAGUCCUGCAAAGAUAAUUGUUCAACUUCAACACUGCCAUAGCAAUCUACAUGUUUCCGACUGCAUAGAAGAGACUAAAGAAUGGACUAGCCUUUUAGUUUUGUAUAUAUAUUUUAUGAAUGUAGUUGUGUGCUAUUGUAUAUGAAUAUGUUGCUGUUUGUCACUGUUACUGCCACAGUGUUAAGUUAUGACACCGAAAGAUGUUUGUGAAACUUUUGUAAAUGUCAAUAACUAAGACUUUUUAAAUAAAUUUUAUAUUUUAGUAGCUCCA